UACCAACAAACCACACCAUUUGUGAUAACGGAUUAGAAGCAACGUUUGCAUACCGAAGCAUAGAAAACAUAGCGAAAAAAACCAAACCACAAAAUAGAGAAAAAGAAUAAGUGGAAGAACCGUCCACCCGAACACAUUCCGAACCGUCCCGAGCGUGCUCCUACAUUACGUCCAUUUCUUUCCUGUACUGUUGGCGUGUGGAAAUUAGCUCAGUCCGUGUAAAGCUCGCGAAGAGUAAACAAUAGGCAGUGGACGAGAGGGACAGACCUUCUUAUUGAUUGGUGUGUUUUGGUUUGAAAGUCGAAAACAUAGAGCUUCCUCCACCUAACCACGAUGGCUCUCAACCUGGACGAAUGUUACGAGCAUGUUCUCGGGCUGGUGGAAACUGCUGGAAGUCUAAUCGCUUCCCGCAACUCCCAGCGGAAGCGCGUGGUCGAAAAAUCGAGCAAUAUUGAUCUGCUGACCGAAACGGACCAACAAGUGGAGCGUAUGCUGAUGGAAGGAAUUACGGCCAAAUAUCCGGACCAUAAGUUUAUCGGUGAGGAGGAAACGAGCGAAGGGAAGAAGGCCGAACUGACCGACGCACCGACCUGGAUUAUCGACCCGGUCGACGGAACGAUGAACUUCGUGCACAGCUUCCCGCACUCCUGCAUUUCGAUCGCACUGCUCGUCGGCAAGGUGACGGAAAUUGCCAUCAUCUACAACCCGAUCGUGGGGCAGAAGUUUACCGCACAGCGGGGCAAGGGCGCCUUUCUGAACGGCACCCCGAUACGCGUGUCGGGCGAGACGGCGUUCGAGCGUGCCCUCGCGACGACCGAGUUCGGCACGUCCCGGGAGGAGGACAAGACGCGCGUCGUGCUCGAGAACAUCGGCAAGCUGGUGCGACAGAUUCAUGGACUACGCAGUCUUGGUUCUGCGGCGCUCAACAUGGCAAUGGUGGCGCUCGGCGGGGCAGACUUUAACUACGAGUUUGGCAUUCACGCGUGGGACAUUGCGGCCGGGGAUUUGCUCGUGCGGGAAGCGGGCGGUGUCUGUCUGGAUCCGGCCGGUGGUCCACUGGAUCUGAUGUCCCGGCGAGUACUGUGCGCUAGCACGCAGGAACUUGCCGAUAAGGUGGUGCAGACACUGACGCAGUACUAUCCCGAGCCGAGGGAUUAAUGCAGUAGGAGCAGAUUUUCCUCCACGAAUCGAAUGCCAUGUUUACUGGUUACUGUACUUACCGGUGGCAACACUAUCGAAGCCAACUAGAUGUGCAAUAUCGUUACCCAAGCGAACCACGUGUUUGCUGUUAAAUAAAUGUCGUUGCUAAAGAG
Anopheles coluzzii is the source of this 1313-nucleotide messenger RNA. RefSeq names its product inositol monophosphatase 1. The transcript is spliced from 4 exons. The coding region runs from base 334 to 1158 and encodes 274 amino acids. Lineage: Eukaryota; Metazoa; Arthropoda; Insecta; Diptera; Culicidae. Gene Ontology annotation, biological process: phosphatidylinositol phosphate biosynthetic process; signal transduction; inositol metabolic process. The record is from RefSeq and is a predicted model, not a curated record. Gene Ontology annotation, molecular function: inositol monophosphate 1-phosphatase activity.